AUGUUCAAGCUUGCUGUGUUUGCCGUGGCCUUGACCCUGGCAUCGGCCAGCCUUGAAUCUAACUGGCUGGUCUACAAGAAAUCUCACAACAAGACCUACGCUGGAGACGAAGACUCAGUUCGACGCCUGAUCUGGCAGUCAAAUCUGCAGAAGAUCGAGCAGCACAAUGAGCUGUACGCACAGGGUCUGUCCAGUUACUACAUGGGUGAAAAUGAGUUUUCCGACAUGACUCACCAGGAAUUCGUAGCUGUGAUGAACGGCUUCAAAGCCAACAAAAAACUGAACCCAGGUAACUACCAGACUGGACUCUACAAAGACACCCUUCCCGCCUCUGUGGACUGGCGCACCAAGGGAUACGUCACUGAAAUCAAGAACCAGGGACAGUGCGGUUCAUGCUGGGCUUUCUCUACAACUGGCUCAGUAGAAGGUGCACAUUUCAAAGCCACCGGAACAUUGGUCAGUCUGUCUGAGUCAAACUUGGUCGACUGCUCACAGAAAUACGGUAACCAAGGUUGCAACGGUGGUCUGAUGGACGAUGCCUUCAACUACAUCAUCCACAACAAGGGUAUCGAUACGGAGAAGAGCUACCCGUACAGGGCUGAGGAUGAGAAAUGCAAGUUCAAGAAAGCCGAUGUUGGUGCAACCAUUAAAUCUUUCAAAGAUAUUGUAUCUGGCAAUGAAGACGAUCUCCAGAAAGCUGUAGCCGAGAUUGGCCCCGUCAGUGUUGCAAUUGAUGCCAGCCAAGACUCCUUCCAGAGCUACGCAGGUGGAGUCUACGACGAGCCCGCCUGCAGCACCACUGAGCUUGAUCACGGUGUCUUGGCAGUUGGAUAUGGCGUCCAGGAUGGCAAGGAUUACUGGAUCGUUAAGAACAGCUGGGGAGAGAGCUGGGGAGAGAAAGGUUACAUCCUGAUGUCCAGGAACAAGAAAAACCAGUGCGGUAUUGCCACAAGUGCCAGCUACCCAAUCGCAUAA
Molecule: messenger RNA, 975 nt
Organism: Candidula unifasciata
Lineage: Eukaryota; Metazoa; Mollusca; Gastropoda; Stylommatophora; Geomitridae
Source: the annotation of a GenBank genome assembly